AUGAAAGGAUCUUAUAAUCUUGUCAAAUCGUGUUUAUUAUUUAUAUUGUUUAUUAGCUUUUCAAUUAUAAUAAUAUCAGCGGAAUCGAACCUGUACAUUACACCAAACACUACUAUAUAUACAAACUUUACCUAUACAGAGAAUACACAAAAUACUACAUUCCCCCAAUCGCAACCUUAUGCAAUUGACAUUCAAUCUUAUGAUGAUGGGACAACACUCAUCCAUCUUGUUAGAAAUAAUAAUACUGCGAAUUGUUUUGAACCCAUCUUACGUAUAAGAAUUAUCCAUUUAAAUGGUUCCGUCACUGAGAUUAAUACUGAUUUAAAUCUUGAUUCUGUAAAUUAUUGUUUAUUUAACGACACACUUACUGGCAAAAUGGAGAAUCCUAUCUCAAUACGACCUUUAAAACAACCAUUUAUAUUAGUUAGUUAUAUGAAAAUAAAUGAUCCAGAUUAUAAAAUCUGGGGAACUGUUCUUAAUUGGAAUGGCGAAAAACUAAGUUCCAUAUUGCUUAAAUCAAUCCCUAAGGAAGGUUUGGCUAUGAAAAGUUUAAUUGAAAUAAACAUAAACAAGGAACUAUUUCUUUACGUAAAUAUCCAUGAAAAUCUCAUGGAUGCCGGGCAAUAUUCAGUUGAUGUUAAUGGAAAUUUAUCAGAACUUGGCUAUUCUCGACAAGAGAUCGAUCGAUUACCCACUAGUUAUACCCUUUUUACGUCAUUGGCCACCGUUGAUGAAGAUCGCAACAAAAUUUCCUUGAGAAAUUCUAUUCUUCUCUUUCCAAUAACUGUACCUGGAAUGAAAAUUAAUGCAGUUCAUUGUAAUACAUUUUGGGGAUUUUGUUACUAUUGUAUUGCUUCCACCAUCAUCUACAAUAACAAAGUGCACUAUGAAAAAGUUCAUUUUUGUACAGAAAAAUUUUUAACUUCGUAUCCAAUCCAAAUUCCCAACGAAAUUGGUGUGCUCCGGAAUGUGCUUUCAACGCCUAUUGGCGGAUACAUAUUGUCUGCUGUUAACGACACCACUUGUUUCAUGCAUAUUUCUGAGUAUUUUAAUUCAAAUUCAGGAGCUGAUCUGACGUACUUUAAUACAACUGGUGUUAGUGCAUAUGGCAUCUUGAAACAUAAUAAUACUCAUUUACUCUCUCUACGAGAUACAAAUAGUAAAAAUAUUUCUUGGUCUUUGCUUACUGUUCAGGUGCCUAAAUUUCAAGGGAUUAGUGGUUAUUAUAAUUACGGUAAUAUGGUGAUUGCCAAUGUUACCCCGUCCAUUAAUUUUAAUGUCGAUUCAUCAACUACCAAUAUAAGCAUCAGUUUCGCUAUUUCUGUUGAUUUGUCAAAAGGCAACAUCACCAUCUACAAAGUCUCUGAUCACAGCAUUAGGCAAAGUGUUUCAGUAACCUCUGAGUUCUGUAAACUUAGCAAUAAUAGUAGGGUUGUCAAUAUUAGUAUCAUUGAUAGCACAUUUAAUGAGUAUGGUGAGAAAUAUUAUGUGAAAGUGGAUCAUAAUUUUGCCAAAGCUAAUGCUUCAUUGGAUAAUGAACCUUUAAGAGGAAUUGAAAGUGGAGUUUGGAUUCUUAAAUCAAAAAUUGCUGCUACGGGUUUAGCAGUUCUCACUAUAGAUGCUUCCAGAAAAUUUCUAACAUUGUCUAGAAACAAUCAGUCAGAAUACUUUGAUACUCUAUUAGAUGAGCUUGCUCAUAAAGUACCAGUUAGGCGGGAACGUUUGAGUUCCGAUAAGAAGUUCCAGUAUUUCGACGAAUUUGGUCAAAUCGCCAUUUCAAUUCGUAUAGAUUUGCCAACUAAUGAAACCGAAAAUACAGUUCCGGGAGUAUUUUCAAAUUUAAACAAUAGGAUUCUUUACAAAGGAAUCACCACUUUCCACACCGGUAUGACAAAUGAUUUAAACUCGACUCUUGGCUUUCAACCACAUGAGGGUCCAUGGGAUAAAUUCAAAUUACAAAUAAUUGCUGUAAUUGCAAUUUUUGUAAUAUGUUUAUUUUAUCAUAUAUCGAGUUAUAAACUACACUCAAAAAAAUUUGAAGCAAUAAGUUCUGCAAUAUUAAGGCUUGGAUUAAUCAUCCCUAAUUUUAUUCUUUCAAUUCUCUUUAUCGUUUACAAUUCUAAUGAUAUACAGGAGCUUCAUUUGCCAAGUGCAUCGAUACUCGCAAAUUUAAAAUUUAAGGAAUGGGUUAAAUAUAAGCAAGAAUUAGUAGCUAUAUUUACUAUAUUAGCAACAACUGAUUAUGAGUAUCUGAUAAUUUUGAAAGAUGUGCCUAUAUUUAAUAAAGUAGCAAUUGAUUAUAAGUAUCUAACAAUUAUUAAAGAUGUAACCAAAGCAGAAAUUGACGAGUAUUUAAAGAUUUUAGAAGACGUGCCUAUAUCUGAUGAAUUCAACAAAUCAGAUAAAAUCAAACAAAUUGAUAUAUUAAAGGCUUUGAAAGACACUUCUAAAACGACACAUAUAUCUUGUAAGCUUAAUGAAAUGAUGAAAGAGAAAUAUAAAAUAUAUGGAAUAACUAGAGAUGAGACCGAACAAUACAUGAUUGUUCUUGAUUAUUAUUUUAACAAAAGAGAUAUUAAAAAAUAUGGAGAGUGUAAAGAAUGUAAGCGACCUAAUACCAAUCCAGAAUGGUGUCAAUCGUGUGAUCCUUCC
Molecule: messenger RNA, 2652 nt
Organism: Cetraspora pellucida
Lineage: Eukaryota; Fungi; Glomeromycota; Glomeromycetes; Diversisporales; Gigasporaceae
Source: the annotation of a GenBank genome assembly